CAUUUUGACUGCUAGUGCUGCUAGUGUCGUUCGAAAAGGUUUUCGCAUCUUUAGUUUUCGUUCAGUCGUGAUUGAGUGCUGAGCAUAGAGAUAAAGAAAAAAAUUCUAACCGGUAGCCGAGUACACUUUAUACACACUAAAUAAAAUGUUCGGUUUAUCAAUGAGAGUUACACAAUUUGUGAAUAAGUGAAACCCGUGGUCAGUGCCUUUAAGUUACUUUUAAUUUGUGAUUUUUUUUAAGAAAACGAUUUCGGAUUUAGUGAAUUUUAUAGAUAGUGUCUUUCGCACCGACAAGAUGAUGAUUCACUCUGCUCACCUUCGUGUUACAAAUUAAAUUGAUUUUCGAUUAGUGAUUCGUCAAUUCACUUACAUAUUUUGAGAUUUAAUAAAAAAAGAGAGAAUUAUUUCCGAUGUUUUGAACUGUAUAAUCCAGUUGAGCACUAACAAUUCCACCAAACAUCGACACUGAUUUGUUGUCCUUUGUUUUUCAGUAUACGAAACAGUCAACUUACUGUACAAAGCGAAAAAAAAGUUCACGACGAAUUUUGUAAAAGAAAUAAAAUAGAAAAAAAAAUGGAAAUGUUUGACAUAAGAAGUGUUUGUUCCAUUAGAACAAUGUGUGGCAUAGUGUGUCUAUGGUUAGGAUUAUCAUUAAUGCAAUUGCCGUUUACGUCGGCAUUAGCUGAUCAAACAAAAGCCGGAGUUCCACCGAAAGUGAUUGGUAGCGGGCCAAAUUGUACGAACGUGAGAUCAUUGUUUGAGUCGAGAGGGAUUAAUUCGAAUGACGUGCCAUCAGAGGCGAUUAAUGAUAUGGUACCGCGAUACUGUGAACCAUCAUCGGGAACAUGUUGCACUUACAGUAUGGAAACGAAAUUGGCUGGAUUGUCGCGAAUGCAGCUGGAAAAAAAUACCAAAGAAUCUAUAGGCAAAUUGGCGUCGGUGUUAGCGACCAGAGCGAUUAAAUUUAACGAUUUCUUCAAGGAUCUGCUAGCUGAAUCGAAAAAGGAAUUUCACGCCAUGUUCAAACGUACAUACGGUGUGAUCUACGAGCAAAAUUCGUACGUCUUUUCCGAUCUGUUCAACGAACUGGAAAACUAUUACAUCCGCGGCAAGGUCGAUCUGUCCGAGGCAAUGGACUCGUUUUUCAACACAUUGUACCAAAAAAUGUUCACCGUGCUGAAUUCGCAGUACACGUUCGACGAUAAGUAUUUGGGUUGCGUCAGCGAGCAUAUGAAAGAGCUGAAACCGUUCGGUGACGUACCUGAUAAGCUAUCCGUUCAGAUCAAACGUUCAUUUGUAGCGACACGUACGUAUGAACAGGCACUGGCGGCCGCUGCAGAUGUUGCCAAAAAUAUGAUCAAUGUUCGUCCCGGAGCCGAUUGUACGGUUGCUUUAACAAAAAUGCAACAAUGUGGUGCCUGUAAAGGCUUCACCGAGAAACCGUGCUCCAACUAUUGUGUCAAUGUGAUGAAGGGCUGUUUGCACUAUUACAACGAAAUCGACGCUGAAUGGGAUAACUUUGUGCAGUCGAUGGAAAAGGUGUCUGAACGAUUGCUGGGACCGUUCAACAUUGUGAUGGUAGUGGAACCGAUCAACAUUAAAAUAUCCGAGGCGAUAAUGAAUUUCCAGGAGACGGGACAGGACAUAUCACAACAAGUUUUUCAUGGCUGUGGACGACCGCAAUUGGGUCGACGACGACGAGCAAUAAGUUCAAAAUUUUUUACGUCCGAAGUGAAAUAUUUCGAUGAGAUCGACGGUGAUUCGGAUAAUUUUUCGUUUGACGAAAGUGAAGCGGCGAAAAGUGGUGAAAGUGAUCGAGUGAAACGAACAGCUGAACCAGCUAAUCGGGAAUUGCAAUUCGAACCUUUACACUUUUCCAAUAAGGACGAUGCCGACAGUUCAAACAAUAAUAACGGCAACAACAAGGGUAGAAGAAAGAACAACAAGAAAAAGCCGCAGAUGUCGGUGAAGAGUGACGAUGAAACCGAUGAAAAUAAGGAACCCGUUCUAGACAAAUUGGUUAAGGACAUUCGUCAGAAAGUGAAAGAUUCCAAGAAAUUCUGGUCAAAUCUUCCAUUCCAAAUUUGCAACCACGAAGACUUCUCCGUACCGCCAGGAAUCGAAGCAAAUUGUUGGAACGGUUACACCAUCGACAGGUAUCCGCACUCGAUAGUUACGGACCAAGGAACCAAUCCAGAAUUUACAUCGACUGUUGGACCACCACGCCAAAGCUCACUGAUUGCCGGACAAUUAUUCGCACUGAGAAACGCUGUCGGUCAUCUUAGGAAUGCAUACAACGGACUCGAUGUUGAGUGGACCGAUGUUGAAGAGCCAUAUUACGGCGGUUCCGGUUCCGGAUCUGGUGCCGGCGAUGACGACGACGACGAUGACUCCGGUUCGGGUCUCAGUCCGUACGACUAUCAUCCACGGAUGCCCGAUCACACUGACAUCAACAAUGUUGGCAUCAAUACGAUACCGGGAAGCAACAGUGGCGUUACGAAUGGCACAAAGGAGAUCGGACACGGUGACAAUCAUCCGUCGUCGACGGAUGGCACCGAUGAUGGCGAUAGUAGUUCGACCACACGAAUACCGCCAAUGUCGUUCCAGCGAGCAUUGCUCACCUAUUUCUUCCCCGUUUAUAUGGCGUGGUUUGGCAGAAUUUUCUGUGAAUUGCUGUGAUCUAUUUAAGAGAGAUAUUAGGAACGACCGAUAUAAGAUAGGGAACAAACAAAAAAAGUUGAGAUAAAGUUGAGUUGCACAAGCUUGUGCGUAGUAAAGCGACGGCAGCACAGGUCAAUGUAGUUUUUUUUGUUAACAAAAGAAAAUUCGUUUCCCAAAAUGUUUACGAUGUGGACGAAAGUGAUUACAGGCAAAAUUUAGGAUUUUUUUAUUAUUAAAUAAAUUGUGUCCGCGAUGUACAAUGGUGUAAAAUUAUAUAUGUGUGUGUGUCCCAUUUGUGUAUGGAUAUGGUGCGUACGAAUAGCGUUUGGUGUGACCUCUAAUGUAUACUUUCUUUGUAAUCCGAAUGACUGAUUUAUUAUAUGUAAAAUGGAAAGAAUAAUUUAAGACUAAAAAAAAAUUAAUUAAUUUAAAGCUGAGUUGAUCAGCUGACAAUGUGUCACUCGUCGUAAUGUCUCACCCCAUUAAAUUGAAGCAAAAUGUAAUUUCGUCGUUUCGAUACAUUUGAAGGCGAAAUCGAAGCAAAGAAAAACUUUUCUAACUCAAUCCACCUCUGAACAUCCAACAUUUGACUGCUGCAUUUCGACAAACGAAUUCUGUGAUUCGAGGCCCAAAAUGUUUGAUCGUCGGACAUUCAUUUGUCUUGGAAAACUCCACUCAUUUUCAAAAAAUUAGAAGAAAUCGGAGAAUUACAAAGAACUGGGAGAAUUUCGUGGAGAAAUGAACUGUCAAGCGUCAAGGUCUUGCUGUGAUCGUUUUUAAUCGGAGUCAUUGGAUGGAUGUUCAGUAAGUGGAGAGAUUUUCGAGUGAAUUUCGCUGGUGACUGAAAUUAUUGGAGAAAAUUUAAUUCGUUUGUAGUUAGCUAAAAAAAUGACUGAUAGAUAAAACGACCAGUCAAACUAUUGUGUCAGUGCCAUGAAGAUAUAGAUGAGAGCAUUCUUCAUAGAUCCAAAAUUCGGUCCGGGUUUGGUUGACAUAUCGGUGAAAUUCACUAAUCGAUUUUCGUUGAAACGAGACAUUUUUUGUUGCCAGCUUCACACUGCCCAAGGUUCGGGUUGAUCUGUUUCAAUUCACAUUGAUCCGGACCGGAUUUCAUUCCGAACUGACCUAAAAUUUCAGGUUCGACCCGAACUUCAUCUGAGCCUGAAAUUUUUCGAUUUCGAUUUCAACGUUCAACCAGAACCUGAAUUGUUUCGACCCAAAUCUGAACUUUUACUUUCGGGUUUGACCCGAUCCCGAGAUUUUCAGGCUAGAUUACGGAAAAUUUCGGG
Messenger RNA from Bradysia coprophila, 3950 nucleotides. RefSeq names its product glypican dally-like (gene dlp). NCBI's taxonomy places the organism in Eukaryota, Metazoa, Arthropoda, Insecta, Diptera, Sciaridae. Gene Ontology annotation, cellular component: extracellular region; cell surface; plasma membrane. The record is from RefSeq and is a predicted model, not a curated record. Gene Ontology annotation, biological process: regulation of signal transduction; regulation of protein localization to membrane; cell migration.